This is a messenger RNA of Arachis ipaensis, 3192 nucleotides long. RefSeq lists its product as uncharacterized. Gene Ontology annotation, cellular component: nucleus; nucleosome; nucleolus. NCBI's taxonomy places the organism in Eukaryota, Viridiplantae, Streptophyta, Magnoliopsida, Fabales, Fabaceae. Gene Ontology annotation, molecular function: nucleosomal DNA binding; double-stranded DNA binding. The record is from RefSeq and is a predicted model, not a curated record. Gene Ontology annotation, biological process: chromosome condensation; negative regulation of DNA recombination; nucleosome assembly.
GCUGAAUCACUCAACCGUGAGCCUCACUUCACUUCUCUUCACUCUCGCUUCUCAAGUCCGUCCGUGUAGCCACUUCCCCCAAGUCUCCAACCCCUGCUCUCUUCUUCUGCGAGCUCGGCCCAUCCGUCGUCUUCGUCUUCUCGCCGUCGUCUCCGUCUUCUCGCCGUCGUCUCCAUCUUCUCGCCGGAAGAGAAACCCACUAGCAGAACUGCCCCAAGCCCCUUCUCCUCUCAUUCCCUCAGCAGAGCUACUACCCUCACUCAACCUCAACCAAAGAGAAACCCUAGUCUCCACCGCCGCAAGGAGUUCGCUACCGCCGUAAGAAGGGGUGACACAAGCCCUAGCCACUAGCCAGCCUUUAUCGCCGCCGCCAUUCAGCUCACCACCGCCAUCCCACCGUCGUUCGGUUGUCCUUCACCGUCCAGUCUGACGCAGCCUCCAAUCACUCUGCUCUUUCGGAAGCUUUUUCGCGUCUCGUCGCAGCUCCAAUUCGGUGGUCGCCCGUCCUCCGUCCGUCUGCUGCUCGUGGUCGGCGUUCUUGCUCCUUCUCCCUCAAUUCAGAUGGAAGAAAAAGCAAACCCUGACAAGCCAUUGCAAGAAACACCUUGACAACCCUGAACCGUCAUCACUCUCAGUCUCGGUCUCAGUCUCACUCUCUAAGGAGUUCACUGCUACACUCACUCAUCACAACGCCAGCACCAACCUCCACCCCUCCACUCAGUCACUCCUCGCCGUCGCCUCCAGUCGUUCGAUAGUUUGCCGCCUCUGUUCGCUCUUCGGCCUCUAUUCGCCCCUGCUUGCCACUUCUGUGGCACGUUACACACACAAAUAAUCAAAAUCCCUUGACGGUUGGCACCAAUCAUGGACGAAGAGGAGAAACCUGAUUCUCCUCCUCAACCUCUUCCCAACAAUGACGAACAUUCUAGAAGAAACCGCAUCAUUGCUAACCUCAAAGACUCUCUCUUGUCUCAGCUCGCCAAAUCCAACCCCUCCCUCUCCCUCGAAACACGCCAUGUUUCCUCCCUCAUUCAGCAGCGUCUCAAGAAGAUGUUUCCUUCUUUCCACACCCCCACGCACCCUCCUUAUGCAUUGAUGAUACAUAGGGCAAUAUCGGAGCUAAAUGAUAAUAAAGGGUCCACUGAAGAAGAAAUUUCUAAUUUCAUUGUAAAGGAGUAUGAGGAUUUGCCAUGGGCACAUAAGAAGAUUUUGGGUAUUCAAUUGGAGAAGCUUUGCCAGGAUGAGGAGAUUGUGUGUAAUGAGGGUGGCAGAUAUGUUCUACAGGCUGAUGGUGAUGGAAUAGAUGGUGAUCGGAAGGGGAGACAAGAAUGUAAGAGUAAGAGGAAGAAGAGAGGAAAGAAGAGAAGUCAGCAUAGCAUGGAUGGAGGUGGAGAGCGAAAGCGGAAAAGAGUAAAAAUCUGUGAAGAGAUUGAGAAGAGUGAUAAGCCUAAAGAGGGAAGAGAUGAGGCACAACAUCAGGUUUAUGAUUUAGGUGAUGUUAGGACUGAUGAGCCAAUUAGUGUGGUGAAAUGGAUGGAAGAGAAGGGCGAAGAAGCACUUGACCAGUCAGCUGAAAGGGUUGGAGAGCAGAAUAAAUCACAAGGGGCUGGAGUUGUAGAACAAUAUGUUGAAGCAGAGCCUCUAGCACAGGAGUUACAGGAUCAGUACUCCAUAGUGCACCCAGAAACAAUUUGUUCAGAAUGUGUACUGUCAGAAGGACAAUUGAAACAACAAAUGUCUUCUUUGGAUGUUCCUGAACAAAAGCAAGAUGGGAACUCAGUAUCUGGUGAUCCUGAGAAGCAUUCUCCAAAGCGCCAAUGCAGAGGGGGGCACCUGAAAUCUAAGCCAGUUGCAGACGAUCAAGAGGAGUGCUUUUUACCGUUACGUGACCUUAUUCUUGAUGCACAAAAGCCCAAGGUAAAUAUUAUCGAGAAUCAGUGGCAGUCAUCUCCUCAAGUUCAAGUUGCAGGUCAAGGAAAGCACAAGGAACCAACAAUGUUUAAAAACACAGCUAUGUUAGCUCCUGAGAAUGUUCAUAAUGAUCAACCGCUACAUGGAAAUCAAGGAUAUGAGAAUCCAGUGUCUGGGAAUGUUGAGCAUCGUCCAGCUAAGCGUCCCAGAGGAAGGCCCCGAAAGUCAGAGACUGAUGCAAACAACCCAAGGGAGUAUAGUCGUGGCAGAGGCAGAGGCAGAGGCAGAGGUACUGGUAGAGGUCUAGGUCUAGGUCGAGGUAGAGGUCGUGGUCGGGGAAGGCCUCGUAAAAUAGAUCAAGAUGCAAAUCAUUCUGAGCAGCAAUUGCAAACGGAUGAUCAAGAUCAGCAGAAUUCUAGUGGUAGGGGUAGAGGUAGAGGUAGAGGCAUCAGUGGAGGCAGAGGUGAUGGUGUAGGUCGAGGUAGAGGCAAGGGGAGUGGUAGGGGGAGAGGGAGGCCUCGGAAAAUAAAGCUAGACACAAACACAAACCAAUGUGAGGAGCAGUUACAAUCACAAGAUCAUGCUGAAGGUCUGGUUAACUUAGGUAAUCCAAUUGAGGACGAUAAUCAAAGUUUGCAGCAGAAGCAACAACCAGAUGGUCAGCAGCAACAAGAGCAAGAUCAAGGUUUGGUUUCAGAAUCAAAACCUGAAUCAGAAGAGGCCUCUAAACCUGCUUUCGGAUAGGAACCAGAGGCACUGGUUGAGACUCAAUUACAAGCACCUGAACCCCAGGAUAAUAUGGCCUCUUAAACCAGAUCCGAGGCAGUCCUAGCUGCUCCUCUAUGCUUAGCAACCUCUAUGAGGUUGGAACCAUGGACUUUCUCUGACAAGUCUCUCACUUUUCGACCCAACUUAGGCGCAUGGAACAGUCUUUGCCUUCCUUUUUCUCGACAAAGCAGAUCCUGAUUGAUUUUGCAUGUGAAUGGAAGUUUGGAAUAAGAAGUUAACUCGAGCAAUUUUCUUGUGGGAUCUGGAGUUUGUCAUUCUUGUAGCUGCAGUAGAUAUUUCAAUUAGAGUUUAUGGAGUAUCACAGUUUAUUUCAAUCAUUUUGUUCCUUGUUUUUUUUUGUGGUAACUUAUCCGCAUGGUGGAUUGUUGAUUGUUAUAGAUAUUAGAUAACAAAACAAAAGCCAAUUGUUCUAAUUAUUAUCCUAGGUGCAAAUUGAUUGAUGUGCAUUUUCAUGAUCAUGAUAUAAUUCGAAAAGCAACAGAUGUUAUGUGCAAA